GUCAGGUUUUUGAAGCAGGUAUCUCUUGUCUGAAUUACCACUCGGUGCAAGGCACUAGUUUGGGGGACAUUGUAUCCAGGUUCUUGAGAUGGCAUGGCAUGUUUCAUUUUCUGGAUCUGAUUGCCCUGCCGCUCACAGGCAUUUGGAACCACUUCCUCCACCUGAACUUUUAGAGAACAAGAUUGCCAUUCAGGCAGCAGAGAUUGGGCAACUUGCUCUGGACAAACACAAACUGGCAGCUAGUCUUGUUGCCUUGAGGCAGGAGAUUGCU
Messenger RNA from Rubroshorea leprosula, 271 nucleotides. The record is from the annotation of a GenBank genome assembly. Lineage: Eukaryota; Viridiplantae; Streptophyta; Magnoliopsida; Malvales; Dipterocarpaceae.